AUGACAGCCCUCCCUCCUUUCGGUGAUGCCGUCCCCCUCGGCGACCCCGCCUGGUACCAGGGCUUGAACACUCCAUUCUACAAGCCCACACAUGCCGCUUGGCGAAAGUAUGUGCGUGACUACUGCGAAGAGGUUUUGGAGCCCGUGCUGGAUGACUGGGAGCAGUGCGCGGUGAAGGGCAAAUUGGACAAGUGCCACGAGUACAUGCACCAGACCUACGCCGAAGGCGGCAAGCGGGGAAUUCUGGCCUGCGCCGUGGGCAAGCCUUGGCCCAAGGACUACACGAACUGCACAGCACCGGAGGAUUACGACAACUUCCACGAGCUCAUCGUGAUCGAC
Molecule: messenger RNA, 339 nt
Organism: Symbiodinium sp. CCMP2456
Lineage: Eukaryota; Dinophyceae; Suessiales; Symbiodiniaceae
Source: the annotation of a GenBank genome assembly